UCCUCCUAUACAGCACACACAGCUAACUGAAAUCGAAGCAAGAUUCAGCCCCAGCAGUGGUCACAGUCGCACUUAGUCUCAGCCAUCUGCGCGGUCUCUAAAAUUAAACGUUAAAAACAUGUUUCGCCACUUUUGCCUAACGGUGCUUCUGGUCAUAGCCAGUGGUAAACUGAGUUCAACUCAAUCCACAGUCGCCACCACCAUCGCUGCUACCACCACCACCGCUACCACCACCACCACCACCACCGCUACCACCACCACCACAACCACCACUGCUCCAAUUACUACUACUACUACAGCUGCUGCAAAUACAACCACCCUUGCUCCAACUCCUGCAAAUACAACCACCCUUGCUCCAACUCCUGCAAAUACAACCACCCUUGCUCCAACUCCUGCAAAUACAACCACCCUUGCUCCAACUCCUGCAAAUACAACCACCCCUGCUGCAAAUACAACCACUCCAGCUCCGACCAAUGCCACUACAACUGCCCCUCCGCUGCCCAACCCCAAAACUGGAAACUACACUCUUAAACCAAAUGUCAACGCCACUGCCUGCAUUUUGGCUAGAAUGGGCCUGCAAAUCAGCUUUAAGCAAGGCGCAGAUGCCCAGAGCUUCAACCUGGAUCCUGCAGUGACCAAUGUGUCUGGAUCAUGUGGCAGUAAUGGCAGUGACUCCAUCCUCAUCCUCCAGUCUGACACAAUCUACAUGGACUUUGGCUUUUCUAAUGUGUCAAACCGAUUUCGCCUACAUUCACUGAAUGUUAAUGUGACUGCUAGUGGGGUCAAAUUCACAGUUACCAAUUCCAGCUUGUCUCUAUGGGAAGCAUCUGUGGGGAGUUCCUACAUGUGCAAGAAGGAACAGAGUGACGAGAUCACAAGCUCCGUCACCCUCCACACCUUUGACCUGCAGAUCCAGCCUUUUGGGGUGGAGGAUGAUAAAUUCAGCACAGUGGAGGAUUGCCAGGCUGAUGCGGAAAGCUACAUUGUCCCAAUAGCAGUGGGAGCUGCCUUGGCUGCUCUUAUUCUUAUAGUAUUGGUGGCCUAUUUCAUUGGGAGAAGGAGAAACCAAGCCCAAGGCUAUGAGUCUUUCUAAGUCACACAUCCUGAAUCUAGGAUCAUUUUGAUGAAAUGUUCACUUAAUUCUGAUCACAUUAAUACAGCAUGACUGUCAGUUACUCUCUGGGCUUGGAAGAUGCACUAAGUUGGUUCUCACCCUCUCAGCAGAGCCUAAUACUUUCUAGCACAUUUUCUUUCAAAAUUGCAACGCUCUUUUGGAUCUGAUUUGAAUGUAUUGCAAGGCCACCGUUAUCCCCACCCUCCCCCUCCCCUUAAAAUGCUAAAAUAAAAAGCAGUAUUAAAAUGCUGUGAACCUAAACUUUCCUGCCUGAUAUUAACAUGAUUAUAUAGUUUUAUGCUUACCUCCCUCCCACUGAAAUCAUUUUCAAAUCCUAGUUUGCUGGCUAAUGCAAGGACACUGCAUCUAAAGUGAUGAUGCAUUGCUCCUUCUCCCUCUUUUUUUUUCUGAUGUUACUCACCAAUUCUACUCCGAUACUCAUCAAAUCUCAGAAUGUUCUCUAUCCAGUAAUCACUUAUCGUCACCUCUCUCUCUUUCUCUCUCUCUCUCCCUCUCUCUCCCCCCACGACAGCUGAGGAGUGCUUCUUGGACUCUGACUUGAGCUUUCUAGUGCCCAUUGCUGUGGGCAUGGCACUCAGCUUCCUAAUCAUCCUUGUACUUAUCUCUUACCUGAUUGGCCGGAGGAAGAGUCGCACUGGCUACCAGUCUGUAUAAUUCAGCAACAUCUAACCCACCCCACCCCUACCCCUAACCCAACGGCCUCUCGACUCUCUCGCUCGCUCACAUUCUCUCUCUCUUUCUCUCUCUCUCUGCCUUUGCCGUUCUUUGUCCCUGCACUCAACUUUUCUUAGAUGUAUCUUAUCCUAGUUUGAUUUGGUUGAAAUUUGAAUUGUAUCAUAUCAGUGCUGGCUCUAGGUGUUUUGGGAUCAUGAAGUGUUGGAAUGUGCAAAUAGCCAAGUCAGACUAUGACUGAAAUUUGGCUGCAUUAUUAAAGUUAACCAAAAAUUUUAAAGGAUCACCUCUCCAAAUUCUAAAGGGUGGUUUCAUGAACCUGGAACACAUUAACCCCAUAGAGAAAGGUAAGGGGAAGGAAAAGAAAAAUGUAAGAGUGUCCUUGUUGACUGAUCCAGACCUCUGAAUUGUAGAAUUGUGUGUUAACAUGAGCAAUACUCAGCAUAAGGGAUAGGAGAUGUACAGUGCGAAUUUGACAACAAGUAGCUGUACUACAUGAAGAAUACUCGAUUGAUGUUCUUCAUUGCUUUUUUUAUAUUCACAAAAUAAAGUCUGCGUUUAAAAAAUAAUUGUAGGAAGGGGAAACCUUUAUGGUGGUUACAGUUAAAUCAAGAAAGGAAAAAUGCUGAAUGGGUUGAUUUCAAAAUUUCCAGGUUUAGAAAACCACCUGUGGAUAUGUAAUGCAUGAGAAAUACAUCAGCUGAAUGGCUUUCUCUUCCUGAAAAGGUUCUUUAAACAAUUAUUAUUUGCUCUGUAUAAUAUGUGUAAAUUAUAUUUUUUGUGUUGUAUCAAAUUAAUGAUUAAGGUGAAUUGUUUUGAAUUACAUGACUAAUAAUUUCAAAGCCCUUGAAUGUAUGUCAUGCACAUGUUAAAAUUUCUGAAAACCCACUGAUGUGGAUUGAUCACUUGAUCGUUGUUGAAUUAGUAGCCAUGUUUAACCAUGUUGUGUCAUUUUACUUUUUGCACUUAAUACCCUCUGUUAUAAAGGGACACUAAUCAAACUGACACUUUACUAGCAUUUUAAACAUUGGUGAAUAGACAGUAGAUUUGGACUCAGAUUGAUUUCUCUUGAGGAUCCCUCAGGUAAAGGGAGCUUGUGUUCAUACAGCAUGUCCAUGACUUCUGUUGACGUAUCUUCACUUUGAUUUGAUGGAGCUCAUCCUCACACAUUAAGAUGUCGCAACAUAUUUGUGUUUCACCAUAUUUUAUGGGAUUGAUUUGGGCCAGAAUAUCUCUCAGAACAAGUCGAAUCAACUGAUGGUUUUAUCCUUCAAAGGUUUCUCUAAACACAGCGAAAGUGAUAUUUAUCAGUCACAGUGAUCACAGAAUACUGAAAUGUUGUGCCUUUUUGUUGCACUCCCUUGUUUUCCAUUAAAAUGUCUCGAUUAGUUGAAGAAUGUCAAGUUAAGUAUCCUGUACCAUGAUGGGAAAAUUGAAAUAAAAUGGCUUCCCUAUUUUGUAAA
Molecule: messenger RNA, 3270 nt
Organism: Alosa sapidissima (American shad)
Lineage: Eukaryota; Metazoa; Chordata; Actinopteri; Clupeiformes; Clupeidae
Gene: lamp2
Product: lysosomal-associated membrane protein 2
Exons: 6
Coding region: 119-1093 (324 amino acids)
Biological process (GO): cellular response to starvation; protein targeting to lysosome involved in chaperone-mediated autophagy; autophagosome maturation
Cellular component (GO): autophagosome membrane
Source: RefSeq, a predicted model, not a curated record